Manis pentadactyla (Chinese pangolin) is the source of this 863-nucleotide messenger RNA. Its product is annotated as 60S ribosomal protein L39-like. The transcript has a single exon. NCBI's taxonomy places the organism in Eukaryota, Metazoa, Chordata, Mammalia, Pholidota, Manidae. The record is from RefSeq and is a predicted model, not a curated record. Gene Ontology annotation, biological process: translation. Gene Ontology annotation, cellular component: ribosome; cytosolic large ribosomal subunit. Bases 540 to 695 code for a protein of 51 amino acids. Gene Ontology annotation, molecular function: structural constituent of ribosome.
GUAAAAUGCUCGGGAGCUGGCACGCUUAGUACAGGAUAGUGACAAAUACCAUCACUUUUAUUAAUGUCCUUUUAAAAUGUAACAAUGCAUUUCAGUUGCCUUCUUUAGCGAUGCAGUUAUGCAAAAUGGUUUAAAAAUGCUCAUAAAGGAAUUUUAUAUGUUUUUUCCAAGGACUAUCAUGAGAAGAAAGUAAAGCAACAUGGUUUAACUGGAUAGCUAAUCAUCCAGGUUCUAGUCUGAGUCCUCACCCUACAUCCCAGUCCUUACCUUGUACACAUCUCUCCAUUUUUACUUGAGGGAACGGCCUAGGCAAACAAUAGCCUGGACGCUAAAUGGAACAUUAUGAAGCAUUUCAAAUAUGAAGUGGACCUCCAUGAUUCUCUACGGCUCUGUCCAGCCUUUGGGCCCAUCAGGCCCACCCUCCUUUGCACGCUGCCUUCCAGGGCUGUGUGGUGCAGGAAUCGGAGCGCGAGAAAAGAGAGGGAGCUCCCUCGGUUUCCCCAGCAUCACAGCGUGUGCUGCUGGUGCUGCCCCUCGCCAUGUCUUCUCCCUGGACUUUCAGAAUCAAGCGAUUCCUGGCCAAGAAACAAAAGCAGAAUCGUCCCAUUCCUCAGUGGAUUCAAAUGAAAACUGGUAACGACAUCCAGUACAACUCUAAGAGGACGCCCUGGGGAAGAACCACACUGGGUCUAUAAGGAAUAAUACGAGAUGGCACGUACAUUUAUGCUGUAUCAAAGUCACAUGCUCUCAUCUCACUCUAAGUAUAGCUACUAUUUGGGUAGUUGGGUGGGUUUUACUGGGGAAAUGAUUUUUUUUGUUUCUAUGCCUCUGCACUAGUCUGUUGAUUCAGUAAUAUGUAAAAC